Messenger RNA from Elaeis guineensis (African oil palm), 1626 nucleotides. RefSeq names its product plasmodesmata-located protein 3. The record is from RefSeq and is a predicted model, not a curated record. NCBI's taxonomy places the organism in Eukaryota, Viridiplantae, Streptophyta, Magnoliopsida, Arecales, Arecaceae. Gene Ontology annotation, cellular component: plasmodesma. Gene Ontology annotation, biological process: transport of virus in multicellular host; plasmodesmata-mediated intercellular transport.
CAAAUUAGAUUCUUUGCUCUGCAUUUCCACGUUCAGAGGCCCAUCCUUCUUCUCAUUUUCCUCCAUUAUUCCUCGAUUGUUUACACAGCUCACGAACUCUAGUUAGUAAUAUAAAACGACUGGAGUCAAAAUAUCUUGGAGGCCAUUCACUUGGUCUCCAUUAUUUCCAUUCCCCUAUUAUUCCCAUCUCCCAACAAAAAGGUUUGUUAUAAGACCACUGGAUUUGAAACUUAUUAUGAACCCAUCUGUUUAGCUCUCCCUAUUCCCAACCAAAGGGGAUAAAAGGCCCUCCCCCACCUCUGCUUCUUCCUAAUUCCGCCAGCCAAGAAGCCCCAAUCCCUCGCAUCAAUAGGAUUAAAAAUAAUAAUAAAAAAAAAUCCCGAUAUCUCCCCUUCUUCCCAGCCUUAUCACAUGGAAUAGGAGUGGGUUUUUUUUUAAAAAAAAAAGAGAAAAAGAAAAGAAAGAGCAAGAAGGAGAGAUUGAGAAGGGGAGAGAGAAAGAGAGAGAGAGAAACCCUAGAUAGAUGGGCAUUUCCGAAGCCCAUCGUCUUUUCCCAAUCUCCUCCUCUCCACCACCACCGUCUCUAUUUCGAAGCCUAACCCUUGUUCUCGCUCUCGUCUUCUCCUUUAUCUCUCUGGCCCCCGCGGCCGAUCUCUACGCCCUGGUCUACAAGGGCUGUGCGAAUCACACCUUCGGAGGCGGCGCCGCAUCCCAGCAAGCUCUCAUCAGCCUCACGUCUUCCCUCAUCGCCCAGGCCGCCACCUCCAAGUUCUACAAGACCAGCUCCUCCUCCUCCUCCGGCGGGCAGGCGCUGUUCGGCCUCUUCCAAUGCCGCGGCGACCUCAGCCCCUCCGACUGCUCCGCCUGCGUGGGCCGCGCCGUCUCCAUGUGGAGCUACGUCUGCGGCCUCGCCAUCGCCGCCCGCGUCCACCUCACUGGCUGCUACGCCCUCUACCAGGUCUCCGGCUUCCCCCAGGUCUCGGGCACCCAGAUGCUCUUCAAGACCUGCGGCUUCGGCGGAGGCGGCGGAGGGGACUUCGAGCUGAAGCGCGACACCGCCUUCUCCCAGCUCCAGAGCGGCGUCGCUGGCGGGGCGGGGUUCUACGUGACGAGCUAUGCGUCGGUGUACGCGAUGGCUCAGUGCGAAGGCGACCUCUCUACCGGCGACUGCAGUGACUGCGUAUCCCAGGCCGUCCAAAAGUCGGCGGCGGCGGCGGCGGUGGAGGUCAGCAAACAGGGAAGACCGUUGCGAUAGUGGUGGGAGGCGCAGCAGCGGUGGGGUUUCUGGUGGUCUGCUUGCUGUUUGCCAAGAAUCUGAUGAAGAAGAAAGAUGUUUCUUGAAGCCUGGUGGUAGAGUUUGGGGAAGAGUGUGUGUGAGAAGUGGGACUACAGAGGGGAUUUUGGCGUUUUCCUUUUGGCCAAUGGUGUGUCAUCCAGCAUGUGAGAGGAGCGGGGGCAGGAACCAGGGAGAGAGGAGAAUAAUGGAGGAUUGAUUCAAUCUGGGGCUCACUGUUGGGAGAUGCUGCAUGUUUCAUUGCCAUAGUGUAUAUCUCUGUCUCUAUAUAGGGAUGCCCUACAGACAUUUAUGGGAUUUUUCCAAAAAAUACAUUUCUCUAAAUUUUUGCU